AUGCCUUUUCCACAAGCACUUUCAAUACCUCUGGUGCUUCCCGCAAUGAAAACCAAACCUGCCCAUAUUCAUUUAAAAGAGGAUGCAACAUCUAGAGCACAUCAUUCACCCAUACCAGUUCCCUUAUGCUGGAUGGAACAAAUCAAAUCUCAACUUGAUUCGGACGUGGCAAGUGGAGUUCUGGAAAAGGUACCAAUUGGAGAAGCUGUAAAUUGGUGUAGUAGAAUGAUUAUCGUACCCAAAAAUGGGUCUCCACGACGCACAAUAGAUCUGCAAUAUCUGAAUUCCCAAUGCAAACGUGAAACGCAUCAUUGCAAGCCCCCCUUUGUGCUGGCAUGCCAAAUUCCACCACAAACCAAGAAGACCAUCAUAGAUGCUACCGAUGGUGACCAUUCUAUUGAAUUAGACGUGGACAGUCGUCCCCAUACCACAUUUAUCACUCCUUGGGGUAGAUACCGCUACCGACGGCUCCCCCAAGGUCAUCUUGCGUCAGGCGAUGCUUACACACACCGCUACGAUGAGCUCAUCAAAGAUGACCAAAGCAAAGUCAAAUGUAUAGAUGAUGUGAUUUUAUAUGAUGAUGACGUGUAA
Messenger RNA from Styela clava, 591 nucleotides. The record is from RefSeq and is a predicted model, not a curated record. Lineage: Eukaryota; Metazoa; Chordata; Ascidiacea; Stolidobranchia; Styelidae.